Penicillium crustosum is the source of this 291-nucleotide messenger RNA. RefSeq lists its product as uncharacterized. NCBI's taxonomy places the organism in Eukaryota, Fungi, Ascomycota, Eurotiomycetes, Eurotiales, Aspergillaceae. The transcript has a single exon. The record is from RefSeq and is a predicted model, not a curated record. Bases 1 to 291 code for a protein of 96 amino acids.
AUGUCUGCACUUUCUAUCCUCAUGGAUUCCCUUUCGGAGAACUUUACGUUAACCUCAACGACAAGACAUUUAGAAAUGUCUGAUGACGCAGACUCCGCGGAAUUUGAGCACUCAGACGCCCAGUGCUUCGACGCGCUGCCCGACGACACAGUCGAAGCCAUCGGAUCAACGGAGAGUGCUAUCCGGAAGAUUAUCAAAGAACACAAAGAAACGAUCGACGUGGUGAAAUAUAUAUGUUUCACAAACGUCCUACCAGCCAUUGCGGACAAGUUUUCUUUACGCAGUAGUUAG